AUGGUUGCUGUAAAGAAAAUGAAGUGUUCACGACAAGAUGAAAAGCAAUUCCGAGCAGAAAUCAGUUCUCUUGGCAACAUACAACACGCCAAUUUGGUCAGGCUACAAGGGUUUUGUGCAGAAGGAUCAAGACGGUUACUGGUUUAUGAUUACAUGCCCAAGGGUUCUCUGAAUUCUAUACUGUUCACCGGUAGUUCCAAAAGUAAACGGGAGGUAGUCGACUGGAAGACCCGAUUUGAGAUCGCACUAGGCACUGCAAGAGGGUUACUUUAUCUCCAUGAAGAAUGCCGAGAUCACAUCAUUCACUGCGAUGUUAAGCCGGAAAACAUUCUGCUGGAUGGUGAUUUGUCACCUAAAUUGGUCGAUUUUGGGCUGGCAAAGCUUGUGGGUAGAGAUUUUAGUCAUGUGCCGACCACUACAAGGGGAACGAGAGGAUACUUGGCUCCAGAGUGGAUCUCCGGUCUUCCCAUCACUCCCAAGGUUGACGUCUACAGUUUUGGUAUGACACUCUUGGAAAUCAUUUCGGGGCGAAGAAAUCUGGACUUAAAAGUGCAAGAUUCAAGUUUGUUUUACUUUCCCCCAUGGCCUGCAACUCAAAUUCAGCAGGGGAACACAAUGAACAUUGUGGAGGAGGGUGUUGCAGAGGAGGCAAACAUGGAAGAGAUGCUGGAAGGGAAGGUGGAGCCUCAAACUCCGCAGGUUAUGGACAGGCCAGUGGACCGAAGCGACACAAGCAGAAUCAACUAUAGCCAUGUUAGCAGUUAG
Cryptomeria japonica (Japanese cedar) is the source of this 765-nucleotide messenger RNA. RefSeq names its product G-type lectin S-receptor-like serine/threonine-protein kinase SD2-2. NCBI's taxonomy places the organism in Eukaryota, Viridiplantae, Streptophyta, Pinopsida, Cupressales, Cupressaceae. The record is from RefSeq and is a predicted model, not a curated record. The transcript has 2 exons. Gene Ontology annotation, molecular function: ATP binding; protein kinase activity. Bases 1 to 765 code for a protein of 254 amino acids. Gene Ontology annotation, biological process: protein phosphorylation.